UCUCGUUCGACUAUAAAAUGGCGAACGCGUAUUUUAUAAUCACAGUUACACAUCGUCUGUUAACUUUGACACACAAGAUGAAAUCCUUCGUUGCCAUUCUUGCCGUCGUGGCCGUCGUUGCCGCCGAUGUCUCCCACAUAGUUCGCAGCCCCGAAGCUGACGCUCAGGUCCUCCGUCAAGAGGCCGACGUCCUCCCAGACAGAUACAGCUACUCAUACGAAACUAGCAAUGGCAUUGCUGGCCAAGAAAGUGGACAAUUGAAGAACGCUGGACGUGAGGAUGAGGCCAUCGAAGUCCAAGGUUCCAACCAGUACACCGCCCCUGAUGGCACUCCUAUCCAGAUCACCUACGUUGCCAACGAAUUCGGUUACCAACCUCAGGGCGCUCAUCUUCCCACCACCCCUGCUCCUCAGCCAAUCCCUGAAUACAUUCAGAGAGCAAUUGCCUACAUCGCCGCCAACCCACCCAGGCCUGAGCCUGUCAAUCGCAGAUUGUAGAUUAGAUAACUAUGUUUUAAAUUAAAUAAGCCAAAACCACAUACUCUUCAAAAUUCUAUGUAAUACGUACUCCUUUACCUCUAGUCGCAAUAUGAAAAUAAAAUUACAGAAUACGUACAA
Messenger RNA from Galleria mellonella (greater wax moth), 617 nucleotides. RefSeq names its product larval cuticle protein LCP-17-like (gene CPR3). The record is from RefSeq and is a predicted model, not a curated record. NCBI's taxonomy places the organism in Eukaryota, Metazoa, Arthropoda, Insecta, Lepidoptera, Pyralidae. Gene Ontology annotation, cellular component: chitin-based extracellular matrix. The transcript is spliced from 4 exons. The coding region runs from base 18 to 497 and encodes 159 amino acids. Gene Ontology annotation, molecular function: structural constituent of chitin-based larval cuticle.